Angiostrongylus costaricensis is the source of this 360-nucleotide messenger RNA. The record is from the annotation of a GenBank genome assembly. NCBI's taxonomy places the organism in Eukaryota, Metazoa, Nematoda, Chromadorea, Rhabditida, Metastrongylidae.
AUGCUGCGAAUUCUACUGGUAACUGGUCUAAGCUACUUUGUUGAACCGAGCAUGUUCAACAAUAGCGAACUUCUUCAUAUUCCUGGCAUGGAUAUGAUGACGUCCGACAAACAUCCUCAUUACACUAUAGUGGAAACUGUAAGCCGAACUAAAUGGCACCGUCAUCGACGAGAAGUGAUCGCUGGGCCGAUCUAUGACUGGAAUUCCUACGAGAUUCCCUAUCAAAUAUGGGGUGGCGAUUUAUCCGCGGAUCGGUCUAAUCUCCUGGAUGAAGCCAAUGUUGGCGAUGGUGAUGAUGGUGCAAGUGUUGGUGGAGGUGGUAGUGGUGUAGUUGGUGAAUCGCUUGCAAUAACCGGUUGA